AUGGAUGAGAAGAGGACGCUUGCUGAGAUAAAAUCUGCUAAACUUGAAGCUAAAGAUGCUGAAAGAGUAGCAAUGCAAACUUUCCGUGAUAAAAGUGCACUUCUUGAGGUGUACACAAAGGCUUCCAUUAAGCUGUACAAACAAUUAGUGCAGAUGAAGGCUAAACAACACCAGGUGAACUCAGCCAAAAUAAUCGAAAGGGAUCUUAAUGUUCUCGAAGCCAAUACUGACGACUUGGCUCAAAGAGUUUUCAAUGCUGUCCCAAGCCCAUAUAGGCGAAGGAAAGACUUUUUAUGGAACCAACUGAUCAGGGCAUAUGCUUGGGAAGGACCCUUUAAGAAAGCAAUUGAUCUGUACCAUGAAAUGGUGGAUUUUGGGGUCAAACCAACAAACUAUACGUAUCCAGUCGUGCUAAAAGCUUGUGCCGCAUUGAGAGAUACUGAAACUGGGGUAAAGAUUCAUGGUGAUCUAGAAAGACUUGGGCUUGGCGCAGAUGUUUUUGUUUGUACAGCUUUGGUUGAUUUUUAUGUGAAGUGUGGGUGUCUGGGCCAGGCAUGGGAGGUAUUUGAUGGGAUGCCUCACAGGGAUAUUGUGGCUUGGAAUGCAAUGAUUGCUGGGUGUGCAGCUCAUGGGUUGUUUGGAGAUGUACUUGGAUUAGUGUUGGAAAUGCAAGAGGAGGGUGUGAGUCCAAAUUCCUCUACUCUGGUAACCAUUUUGCCCGUUAUAGGAGAGGCUAAUGAGGUGACUCUGGGAAAAGCUGUUCAUGGUCUGUGUCUAAGGAAAGGAGUUUAUGGUGAUGUAGUUGUUGGGACCGCACUUCUGGACAUGUAUGGAAGAUGUGGGUUGUUAAAUUAUGCAAGAAGGAUAUUUGAUGGGAUGAGUUUAAAAAAUGAGGUGACUUGGAGUGCCAUGGUUGGAGCUUGUAUAACAUGUGACUCUAUGGAAGAUGGACUGCAGUUGUUUAGGCAAAUGAGGGCAGAGAAUAGUGGUGACAGUCCGUCACCUGUAGCACUUGCAGCAGUUAUCCGAGGUUUUGCUAAGCUAAUCGAUGUGGAGGCUGCAAAACAGUUACAUGGUUACACAUUAAAAUUGGGUUCCAUUCUGGAUUUAAUGGUGGGUAACACUUUGCUUUCAUUAUAUGCCAAGUGUGGCAUAAUCAAUGAUGCAUUAAGGUUCUUUGAGGAAAUGAACUUCAAGGACUCUGUUUCAUAUAGUGCGCUCAUUUCUGGAUGUGUCCAAAAUGGCAUGGCAGAGGAGGCUUUGAAACUUUUUCGUAAAAUGUGGUUAUUCGGGGUUGAACCGGAAUCAGCAACCAUUAUGGGUCUCUUCCCCGCUUGUUCCUACUUGGCUGCUUUGCGACCUGGGCGUUGUGCCCAUGGUUUUUCCAUCAGGCGUGGGUUCACUGAAGAUGUGUCUGUUUCUAACGCUCUGGUUGACAUGUACGCAAAAUGUGGUAAGAUUGAUGUUGCGAGAAUUGUGUUUAACAAGAUGCAUAAGAGGGAUGUGGUGUCAUGGAAUGCAAUGAUCAUUGGUUAUGGGAUUCACGGGCUGGGACUGGAAGCCAUUUCACUUUUCCAGAAUAUGUUGGUUGUUGGCCAAAAGCCAGAUGAUGUUACCUUUAUCAGUCUGUUAUCUGCUUGCAGCCAUGCAGGACUUAUUGCCGAAGGGAUGCAAUGGUUUCAUUCCAUGGGUAAGCAAUUCAGCAUUAAACCUAGGAUAGAUCAUUAUUUGUGCAUUGUAGACCUUUUGAGUCGUGGCGGUAGUUUAGAAGAUGCUUAUAAAAUCAUUCGGGAGAUGCCGUUGGAACCGGAUAUCCGUAUAUGGAAUGCUUUGCUUUCUGCUUGUAGGAUCUAUAAAAAAGUUGAAUUAGUUGAGGAAAUUUCAAAUAAGAUUCAGAGUUUGGGACCUGAAGGUACAGGAAAUUUGGUACUGUUAUCGAACAUAUACAGCACUGCUGGGAGAUGGGAUGAUGCUGCAGAUGUUAGAGUUAUGCAGAAGGGUUUGGGUUUCAAGAAGAUCCCAGGAAGUAGUUGGAUUGAAGUAGAUAGAGUCAUCCAUGCAUUCCUUGGUGGAGAUCAAUCUCACCCAGAGUCAGCUAGAAUCCAUGCUAAACUGCUGGAACUACAAGCAGAAAUGAAAAAGAUGGGCUAUUCUGCAGAAGCUAAUUUUGUUUAUCAAGAUGUUGAAGAGGAAGAGAAGGAACUCAUCCUCCUAUACCACAGUGAGAAGCUUGCGGUUGCAUUUGGUUUGCUUAAUAUACAUGGGAAAAGUCCUAUUUUAGUUACCAAGAAUUUGAGGGUGUGUGGGGAUUGCCACACAGCAUUGAAAAUUAUAACCAUUAUCACAGAAAGGCGGAUCACUUUGAGGGAUACAGUUCGCUUUCACCAUUUCUAUAAUGGUAAAUGUAGCUGUGGAGAUUUUUGGUAA
Molecule: messenger RNA, 2427 nt
Organism: Oldenlandia corymbosa var. corymbosa
Lineage: Eukaryota; Viridiplantae; Streptophyta; Magnoliopsida; Gentianales; Rubiaceae
Source: the annotation of a GenBank genome assembly